AUGGAAAAGCUGAGAGCGCGUGACGGGCAAGUGGGCGAUCAAAGAAAGACGCGGCUGGUUGGAAGUAUCUUGGAAGCUGAACAGGUUUCGUGGGAUGAGGAGCAUCCUCGUGGAGAUCCAGUCAGCUAG
Molecule: messenger RNA, 129 nt
Organism: Peronospora matthiolae
Lineage: Eukaryota; Oomycota; Peronosporomycetes; Peronosporales; Peronosporaceae
Source: the annotation of a GenBank genome assembly